Ostertagia ostertagi is the source of this 213-nucleotide messenger RNA. The record is from the annotation of a GenBank genome assembly. Lineage: Eukaryota; Metazoa; Nematoda; Chromadorea; Rhabditida; Trichostrongylidae.
AUGAAUUUGCAGGUGUGCGUGUUGUUGCAAGCAGUUCCUCCUACAUCCACUGACACUGGCAGCGAAGGAAUGGAAGACUUGAAGGACAUUGAAUCGAAGGUCACAUCUGAGGUCGGCUAUUCGUUUUGGUUGGCAGUAGGAGCGCUAGUUCUCGCUGUCGUGGAUAUCGUCCUUGGCGCGCUCACUGUGUGCAUGGGAGAAAGCUGUCUUUGA